CUGUGCUCGGUGGCCAGUGGUGGUUGCAGCUGAACAACAGUAACAAUGCAGAGCAGAGGCAGUGCGUCGAGGCCGAGCGCCAGCCGAGCCAUGCGCGGCUUGCUGCUGCUGAUGCUGCUCGUGUGCUUGAUCGACUGCUCCACAGAGCAGAGAAUUAACAAUAGAGCUAGCAAGGCAUCGAAUCUUAUUCAGAAAGUCAACGGGUGGCGAAGCCAGCGCGGAGGUUCCUGUUUAAGUUACGGACACUCUUGCUGGGGAGCGCACGGCAAGCGGUCCAGCAAGCCGCCCGCGGCCGCGCCGGACUGGUACAUCACCAGGAUCCUGCGACGGAUGGCCGCCGGCAGCGAACUGAACCGCGCAAAACAACUGGACAGUCAAAACGAUGACGCCAUCUACCGGGUGGAGGAUGACUCGCCCUUGAGCAACAGGUUUAUAAGCGAUAAUGAAGAGCUUCCUACAGAGCAGGCGGCGAAAGGUCUCGAAGCGAAGCCUAUGAUAGACGAUGAUGCACUUUCCAAAAUGAAAUUAUGGCAACUCAUGAGGGCAACGUCAGAGGAAAACUGAACAGAGAACGCAUGGACUGAGCACUCUCCAUUGUUUCCUACCCGUGGCCGAAAAUAUCCAAUUUAAUUGCAUUAUUGAAUACUCCACCGAAAGGUCAAUUGUAAGGCUGGGCUGCAAUUGACCCUUGUAAUAUAUAGAAUAAGUUACUUAUUAAUGAAUAUACCUUUAUUAUAUACUUACUUUAUACUUCUUCACUUCCUAUUUUAUAUAAUAAUAAUGUUGUUGGUUAUUAUAUAUUAUCAUAUAUUUUAAAUAAAUCAAUUUCUUAUUGUUAAGGGUUUGAGUAAUGUUGGUAGUUAGGUUUAAUUGCCUGUAGGACCUGACACCUAAGUUAAUUCUCAAAAAUAACGUAAUAAAAUUCCGUGUUUUAAAUUUUUUUCUAAGCCAAGGAAUGAAGACAAAAAUCUUUCUUAUUAAUUUGGAAAUACACUUUGCAGUUGAAAAAAUAACCCUCUAUCGUAAAUUUUGUAUUGUUUUUUUAUUCAAAUCUAAAAAAAAUCUAUAUUGUAUACGAAAGUUAAAAAGGUUUAAGGUAUAGAAAAAAACCUUAAAAAUAAUGUGCUUUGGCUCAAUGUGUGUACAUUAUCUUAAUUGUAGGUAAGUAUAAGUAAGGACAAUUACUGUAUUAUCAAGUGAUGUUGUAACUUCUAGCAAGUUUUAGAAGGGCGCACGGUUUACACUUCACUGCAAGUUGGUGUUCACUACUGAAAAAUAAUAAAUGGCCUGAAAUAUA
Messenger RNA from Maniola jurtina (meadow brown), 1297 nucleotides. RefSeq names its product neuropeptide CCHamide-1 (gene CCHa1). The coding region runs from base 46 to 564 and encodes 172 amino acids. The record is from RefSeq and is a predicted model, not a curated record. NCBI's taxonomy places the organism in Eukaryota, Metazoa, Arthropoda, Insecta, Lepidoptera, Nymphalidae. The transcript is spliced from 8 exons.